This is a messenger RNA of Lynx canadensis (Canada lynx), 930 nucleotides long. RefSeq names its product ubiquitin carboxyl-terminal hydrolase 17-like protein 13. The record is from RefSeq and is a predicted model, not a curated record. Gene Ontology annotation, biological process: protein deubiquitination; regulation of apoptotic process. Gene Ontology annotation, cellular component: nucleus; cytosol. Lineage: Eukaryota; Metazoa; Chordata; Mammalia; Carnivora; Felidae. The transcript has a single exon. Gene Ontology annotation, molecular function: cysteine-type endopeptidase activity; cysteine-type deubiquitinase activity.
AUGCUCCUCAGAAAAAUAAAUAAAUCGUAUGAGGUACAGCAGGAAUUACCCGAACAGUUGGAUGCUGAAAAUGCCUAUGAUCAUAGUACUUCUCUAAACAAGGUACCUGCUCCCAAGACGUUGACUUUGCACACUUGAUCCAAGAUUCUGAUGCUGGUAUUGAAACGAUUCUGCCAUUUCACGGGCAGCAAACUGGCUAAGGAAGUGCAAUAUCCUGAGCGCCUUGACAUGCGACGCUACGUGUCUGGGCAGAACGGGGGGUCGCUGACUUAUGUGCUCUAUGCCGUGCUGGUGCACGCGGGCUGGAGUUGUCACAGCGGACAUUACUUCUGUUACAUCAAAGCUGGGAACGGCCAGUGGUACAAGAUGGAUGAUGCGAAGGUGACCGCCAGUGACGCGACGUCUGCCCUGAGCCAACACGCCUAUGUCCUCUUUUACGUCCAGAAGAGUGAAUUGGAAAGAGACCGUGCGAGUGAGCCAGGUGCUGGGGAAUCCACAUCCCUCCAGGCUGACCACGCAGGCACGGCUGCGGCCCAAGGGGGGCCUGAAACCGACCCCAACAUCGAGGUGCCACAAUUGGAGGAUCACGUGGAAGAGACACCACUGCCAGCAAUCACGUUAGACCAGUGGAGAUGCCUCCAAGAAAGCCACCGUCCCAAGUCUGAACUCAACCUCAGGAAACUAGAAUUUGCUCUUCCCCCCGACGCAGUCCUAAUUCACCAGUCCAAAUACAGAGACGAGAUGGGAAAGGAUCACCGUGAACCAAACAUCCACCGGCUCAACAGUUCAGCCAGGGACAUCCCACCUCAGAGGGCAACGGCCAUUAACCAAGUCCCUUGUCUCACCGGCAGAGCCAGAGCUACCAAGAGGAAGAACAAGAAGGGACAGAGGUCUCAGGAAGCAGUCCAGGGAUCCCACUACAGGCUUUGA